Spinacia oleracea (spinach) is the source of this 2268-nucleotide messenger RNA. RefSeq names its product transcription factor bHLH62. The record is from RefSeq and is a predicted model, not a curated record. The transcript is spliced from 8 exons. Gene Ontology annotation, cellular component: nucleus. Gene Ontology annotation, biological process: regulation of DNA-templated transcription. Gene Ontology annotation, molecular function: protein dimerization activity; DNA-binding transcription factor activity. NCBI's taxonomy places the organism in Eukaryota, Viridiplantae, Streptophyta, Magnoliopsida, Caryophyllales, Amaranthaceae. Bases 250 to 1740 code for a protein of 496 amino acids.
UCACUUUCCUUUCUUCAUUUCCACCUCUUUCUCUCUCUUACUUUCUCUCUCCUCUUUUUGCUUCCGUCGCUUUCUCUUUCUAUCUCUCACCCAUCUCUUUAUCAAUUGAGUGAACUACAAGUGCCUCACUCUUACCCCAAAAAUCCCCAAAAUCAAAUCCUCUCCCAAAAGAAAAAGUAUUUUAAAAAAAGAAAUUGAACAAAUUUUUAUUUUCCUCAAAAAAAAAAGAAGAAAGAUUGCUAUUUCCAAAUGGAAAAGGAGCUAAAUUGCUCAAAUUUGAUGGAAAUGUCAUCAGAGCAGCUAACAAAUUGCUAUUUCCACCCCAAUUGGGAGAACUCAAAUGACCAAAAUGACCCUUUUGAGUCUGCCCUCAGCUCCAUUGUAUCAUCCCCUACAACCACAGGUGUAGCAGCAUCCAACGGUGGUGGUGGUGGUAUGAUGAUCAGGGAGCUCAUCGGACGGCUAGGAAGCAUCUGUGAUUCAGAAGGUGGUGAGGUUUCACCACAACAAUCCUGCAUUGCUGCUACAGGAAAUAACAGCACCAACAAUUCUUGUUACAGUACACCCUUGAAUUCUCCUCCCUCAAAAUUCAAUCUUUCUUCUCUUAUGAUGAUCAUGGGUAAUCAUAAUAAUAACAAUAAUAAUUACCCAAUUCAAUCAAAUUUGGGAUCUUUUAAUCCUGACCCUGGAUUUGUUGAAAGAGCUGCUAAAUUGUCCUGUUUUGGGAAUAAUUUAGCUGAUUUAGUGGGUGUUAAUUGUUCUAAUAAUAAUAAUAGUAGAUUAUUAGUUUCAAAGUUGGAAUCUGGGAAAUUAUCAAGGGUGAAUUCUGAUAAGAAAUUGGGUGAAAAUGUUGAAUUGGGUGAUUCAAGAGAAGGUUCUUCAGUUUCUGAGCAAAACCCAGGUGUUGAAAUUGGUGCCAAACCUCAAAUUGAUGCAACUUCUAGGAAAAGGAAGUCUGCUUCCAAGGCUAAAGUCAAGGAUACAUCUGUCAAAGAUGACAAGGUUGAGGUGGAAAAUGAGGAAACAAAUGCUAAAAGAAGCAAGAUUGAUGAAAAAGAAGGUAAAAAGGAACAAAAUACAGAGCAAAAUGCAGGUGAAUCAAAACCUGAGCCAUUUAAGGAUUACAUUCAUGUCAGAGCUAGAAGAGGCCAGGCUACUGAUAGUCACAGUCUUGCUGAAAGGGUUAGGAGAGAGAAAAUUAGUGAGAGAAUGAAGUUUCUACAAGAUCUUGUUCCUGGUUGUAACAAGGUUACAGGAAAAGCAACUGUUUUAGAUGAAAUCAUAAAUUAUGUUCAAUCAUUGCAACGCCAAGUUGAGUUUCUUUCCAUGAAAUUAGCUACUGUGAGUCCUAGGAUGGAGUUUAACAUGGAAGCUCUCCUGUCAAAGGAUAUGUUUCAAUCUAGAGGGUCAUCAGUACAACAACAGACAAUGUACCCAAUAGAUCACAAUUCAGCACAAGGAUUCCCUUUUGGUUACCAAUCUAACCAGCAAAUGUCACUGCCUUUACCAAAUGGGAUUGAGAAUCCCUUCUCUGCUAACCCGAUGAAUGGUACCGGGAUCCGGCGUAAUCCGAGCAUCCCUUUGCCCUCGAUCGAUGGAUUUGUUGAUUCUAUGACUCAGCUACCUACUCUUUGGGAGGAUGAUCUCCAAAGUCUUGUUCAAAUGGGAAUUGUCCAGAAUCAAACACAAAAUGUACCUUCAGGUACAAUUCCAAAUGGUCAAAUGAAAGUUGAGCUAUGACCCUUUUACACAUUUUCAUCUAAAAUUCGUUACAAUUCUACCAAGUUUGGCCUUCCCAUUUCAACAAGGCCAAACCAAACAUGUACUCCUUGUAUAUACAGAAAAUUGUUCAUUUGGACAGACGAUUCUACGAGCUAAGAUCGAGAUUCAAUCAAUCAACCCAUGACUCGAUAUUUCUCUCCCCAUUUCGGAGAUUGCCUUUGAUUAGCAGAUUCAAUUUUUUUUUCGAGAAUUCAUUAGACGAAAAACUCUCGAAAAUUUGUAUAAUUUAGAAACUAAUUGCUAUCUUUAGAGAUGGGAAAUUCUGUAUUAUUAUUACAUGUAAAAGAUAUAUUAGCAUAUAAGUUGUAGUUGUAGAGAAAUAGGGAUUUGAGUUGAAGAAGGUUACAGCCUUUCGACACGUAAAGCAUUCACUCCCAAAACAUUAUCUUGUAAUAGUAUCAACUUACUACAUUGUCUAUCCUAUUGUUUUUUGUGGCUCUAAUCCUCCUUAAUAAUAAAUGAAGGCAUUGCCAUUUUUGUUACAAA